AUGGAUGAAGUAUUAAUGACUUAGCGAAUGGGACCAUCUGCACUGACUCAAUAGUUAACUUCUAAGUAGGAGUCGCCAUCCAAUCUAAUGCAAGAAGAUGAAUAUCAAGCAUAAAGCUAAAGAGAUAUCAUCGAGAACAAGAGCAUAGAUAUGAAUAUGUCUAGGUUAGACAGUAAAACCGAAUUUAAGAAGCAUGCAUUAUUCUUAACAAAUAGAAUCUCAAGAACAAUUUAACCAUAGAAGUAAUCCCAUUUUUUGUAAAACUUUAAAUUGUAGUAACACGUUCAUCGAUUCAUUAAUAAUUUAUUUACAAACUCUUAUAUUCUGAGAAAUACUCAGAAGUAAAAAAUAAAAGAUAAGUUACUUGAAUAAUAAUUUAUUUCUUAACAUAAAAAAAGGGAUUAUGAGAAUGAUUCAGUUAUUCCAAUAUUUUUGCCAUCUACAAAUUCAAUUAUUUUAUGGGACAUUCUUGGAUUUGUAUGUAAUCUAAUGAUGCUUUGGCUCACUCCAUUCCUUGGAGCCUUUAAUAAUUACUACAAUGAAACAAUAUCAGUGCUGCAAUCAAUUAUAUUAAUAUAUCUAAUUUUUGAUUUUUUAGCACAAUUUAAUAGAGGAAUAUUUGUGUCCGCAGUUUUGAUAACGAAUAGGAAGAUGAUCAUUAAUCAAUAUUUAAAAUCAAAUGCUUUGUCAGAUUUUUUAAGAUUAUUUAUAUGGGCUGAUCUCAAAUAUUCAUUGUUGUCUACUUUUUGGUUUGAAAUCAUGAUAGUGCUGCAAAUAAUAUUAAUAUAUUAGAAGCUACUCAGAUAUUUAUCAGAGUAUUAUUAUCAAUAUAUCUAUUCAAAGGGAGGAUAAAACUUUGUAUUAGAUUUAGUUUAGUUGAUCAUUCAAAUUUAUUAUUUUGCCCAUAUCAUUGCAUGUAUAUGGCAUUACGUCGGUGAGAAUACUUACUAUUUGCAGAAUUCAUGGAUUAUAUAAAACUAAUUAAGCGAAGAAACAGUUUGGCAUAGAUACAAUUCUGCUUUUUACUGGGCAACAAUGACAAUGACAACUGUAGGCUAUGGAGAUUUUUCGGCAAAAAACUAAGUUGAAAUGAUUGUCUCUUCUUUGAUAAUGUUUUUUUCUAGUUAUGCUUUCGCUUAUACAAUGAGUUCAAUUGGCAUAAUCCUCAAAAAUGUUUAUGAUACAAAGCAAACUUAUAAAAAGAACCUAAUUUAAAUGAUUUAAUAUAUGAGUAAGAACUAAGUUGAUGAAUCUACUUAAGGAAGAAUAAGGGAUUACUUAAGAUUCUAAUAGGCCCAAGAAAAGAAGGAGAAUUAGGAUGAAAUUGCAAACAUUAUUAAUCAAUUGCCUAAGAAUUUAUAAUAAGAUUUAAAUUCAGAUAUAUAAUCUAGAGUAAUUCGAAAGAUGAGCUUGAUUAUAAAUCAUUUCUCAAAGUUUACAUAAUAAUAGGUUGCUAAAAACCUAGAACUGAUCUAAUUUAUUCCUGGAGAUAUUAUAUAUAAAUAAGGUGAUCAACAUGAAGAUAAUUUAUAUUUUUUAUCAACUGGAGAUGCUAUCUUGAAAGAAAUUCAAACUGACUAAUAACUCAGAUCUAUCAAAUCCUCUCAAUAUUUAGGGUAUUAUUGUUUUUUUACUGGAUUUCCUCCAAAAGAAACCGCUAUUUGUCAAAGUCCAAGUGAACUAUAUAAAAUCAGUAGGAGGAAAUUUCUGGAUAUUGUUCGAUAAAACCAAAAGGAUUUCGAAAUCUUCCAUCACAUUAAAGAGAAGUUGAUCUUUUAAACAAAUUAUGUCCUUUUUGAUCAUAAAUGUAACUUUUGUAAUAGGUAUAUCCAUCAAGAAAUUGAUUGUCCUUUGAUUUAAUAUAAACCUGAUUUAGAAGCUAUAGUGAAGAAAUAAGAAUUUAAUCAAAUUUUAAAUCUUAGGAGAUCAAUUAUUAGAACUAAGAGAAAGCAUCAUGCAUUAAGCUAAAAUCAACCUAUUGAACAAUAACUGAAAUUAUUUUAGUAAGACAAUCAAUUUUGUGAUGAUACAGAUUCUGAAUAGGAUGGUAAAUUUAGGAAAGAAAAAUCAAUAUUUUCAGAUCAAUAAAAAAGUUCAUUAUAAUUAUUAGUAAAUGAAGAGGAUGGUCUCAUUGAAAAUAAUUCAUCUAGAUAAAAUUAAAAAAGAAUAUCAUAACAUUAUGGUCCAUUAAAAUUAUAAAAAAUGUCGUCAUUCUCAAAGUAGAAAAUAGGAUAUGUAGAAUAGAAAACUUCUAUUAGAAGAACAUACCUUUAAAAUGAAGAGUAGAUUGUAAUCAAAAGUUAAAGUAUGAUUGAGGAAAUGCAAUUGUUAAUAUAAAAAUAAUUUAAAUCCUCUUUCAAUUUGGAUAAGGUAUGUGAUGCAUUUCAUAAUUAUAUGCCUCAAUAUACAAUUGAAUCAUAAAUAAGAGAAUUAUAAAAAGUAUAGAAAAAAAGACAGAAAAGAUUUUGGAAAUAAGACUAAAAACUGGGGAAAUACACAUUUUCUAAUAAUGUUAAAGUGUUGGCGCUAAAAAUACUUAAUUAAGGCAGAAGAGUGAGCAAACUUUGA
Paramecium tetraurelia is the source of this 2568-nucleotide messenger RNA. RefSeq lists its product as uncharacterized. The transcript has 6 exons. The record is from RefSeq and is a predicted model, not a curated record. NCBI's taxonomy places the organism in Eukaryota, Ciliophora, Oligohymenophorea, Peniculida, Parameciidae.